AUGAAAAAGAAAGUUCUUGAAAAGAGAGAAGAUCUCAUUCAGAUGACAGCUGCCGUGUCUGAUAAGGAGUGGACUGGAACGUCUGGCUCAGACGCUUUAAUCAAGCGAAUGAGGAUUGGGAAGACCACCUGUAAAGAUUUGGUCGACUACUUCAGGGAGAGGGCUUCCAUAGAGAAAGAGUAUGGCAGCAAACUACUGAAGUUGUACAAGUCCAUGGAGAAGAAAGCACACAAUACUAAUGAAUCAGAUACCUUAGAUGAGGCAAUUGCUGUGUUCAUAGCUGAGAUAGAGUUGAUAGCGUCAGCUCAUUACGGUGCAUCGCAAAAUUACUUCGAGUGUAUUGAAAAGCUGCAGAAAUUUCAUGACACACAAAAGGACGAAAAAAAGAAGUUAGAAGAAAACUUAAAGAAAAGCCAAAAUAACAAAAUAGCCCAGUACCACAAAACUAUGACAAUAAAUCGUGUACAUGAAACUUAA
Messenger RNA from Liolophura sinensis, 477 nucleotides. RefSeq names its product proline-serine-threonine phosphatase-interacting protein 2-like. The record is from RefSeq and is a predicted model, not a curated record. Bases 1 to 477 code for a protein of 158 amino acids. The transcript is spliced from 6 exons. Gene Ontology annotation, molecular function: actin filament binding. Gene Ontology annotation, biological process: actin filament polymerization. NCBI's taxonomy places the organism in Eukaryota, Metazoa, Mollusca, Polyplacophora, Chitonida, Chitonidae. Gene Ontology annotation, cellular component: plasma membrane; cytoplasm; actin filament.